ACUACACACUCGAAAAAGAAUUUACCUGAAAAGAAAAAAAAAGAAAGAGAGAGAUAUAAAUAGCUUUACAAAAACAGAUACUAUCUUUUAUUAAUCCAAAAAGACUGCGAACUCUAGUAACUACGUACAAGCUUAAACCUUAUCCAGUUUCUUCAAAAAGAGUUUUUGAUCAAUGAGCUCAUUUUCUGCGUCCGAUUACGAGUCUCAAGUUUCUUCAGGCGGAGAUUAUUGUCCGAAGUUGGCGACUAGCUGUCCCAAAAAACCGGCGGGUCGAAAGAAGUUUCGCGAAACUCGUCACCCAAUUUACAGAGGAGUUCGUCAGAGAAACUCCGGUAAGUGGGUGUGUGAAGUGAGAGAGCCAAACAAGAAGUCGAGGAUUUGGCUCGGAACUUUCCAAACCGCCGAGAUGGCAGCUCGUGCUCACGAUGUCGCCGCAUUAGCCCUCCGCGGCCGAUCCGCCUGUCUUAAUUUCGCUGACUCGGCUUGGCGGCUACGAAUCCCGGAAUCAACCUGCGCCAAAGAUAUCCAGAAAGCUGCGGCUGAAGCUGCGUUGGCUUUCCAAGAUGAGAGGUGUGAUACGACCAAUGAUCAUGGCCUGGACAUGGAGGAGACGAUGGUGGACGCUAUUUAUACGCCGGAACAGAGUGAAGAUGCGUUUUAUAUGGAUGAGGAGACGAUGAUUGGGAUGCCGAGUUUGUUGGAUAAUAUGGCCGAAGGCAUGCUUUUGCCGCCGCCGUCCGUUCAAUGGAAUCGUAAUUACGACGGCGAGGGAGAUGGUGACGUGUCGUUGUGGAGUUUUUAAAAUUCGAUAUUCGUUUCCAUUUUUGUACUAUUGUUUGAAAAGAUUAUAGCUCCUUUUUAAGAAUGGAUCCUUCGGUUUUUUUUUUGUAGUAAGAGAAACGAUUGUAAAUAAUUCAAUACAAAAAAA
Arabidopsis arenosa is the source of this 928-nucleotide messenger RNA. Lineage: Eukaryota; Viridiplantae; Streptophyta; Magnoliopsida; Brassicales; Brassicaceae. The record is from the annotation of a GenBank genome assembly.